This is a messenger RNA of Anopheles stephensi (Asian malaria mosquito), 2703 nucleotides long. RefSeq lists its product as uncharacterized. The record is from RefSeq and is a predicted model, not a curated record. The coding region runs from base 262 to 2271 and encodes 669 amino acids. NCBI's taxonomy places the organism in Eukaryota, Metazoa, Arthropoda, Insecta, Diptera, Culicidae. The transcript has a single exon.
AAACAAAUUUGUUUCAAAAUCGACAACAAACGGAUGGCACGCUGCGGGCAGUUGUAUUUAUUUUGUUAAUUGUUUUAGUUUUAAGCCACACGGACCCGUUCAUUUUAAGUGAUAUUACAUCCCGUGAAGCUCAACUAUAGAAAAAUAUCGUUAUAUUGACCAUUGCGUUAAAAUAUCUUACCUGUUUGCAUAGCACAGUUGAUCAAGGUCAGACCGUGUGGGAAACAUCUGCUCCGGGUGAAGUGAAAAACGGUUCCCACGAUGCCUCUUGCUGCUGUGGAAAGUGCGUUCCUGGACCAACCGACAGCCGUAAUGAUGGAAACACCGGGCAAAAAGCGCAAACGAAACGCGGAAACGAAUCCGUUCCUGAACUUUACCGACCAAACGUUCAGCAUCCCUUCGUCCACUCCGAUCCACAACCGGCAGAUCGAUGGCAGUGCGUUCGAGAAUCCUUCGUUCCGCGUGGCGAACAAGGAAAACUACAACAUGUUCUCGGACUCUUGCAUGGAGGUGAAAUCGAUUGCGGACCUGGCAUCGAAGCGUUCGAAUGGUUAUGGGUGCGAUACUAACCCGUUUGAAGUGGUACGCAAACCGCCGAAGAAAAAGAAGAAACAGAUGCACCCGGGUGUCGGAGGAUCGGUAUCGCUGGAGGAAAGUUGCUUCGAGAAUCCGGGACUGAAUUUGGCCGCGGCCGAUAAGCAACCGGUGAACCCGUUCGAGGUGCCCCGCGAUGGUGACGAAUGUAAGCGUAAGGAAGCGGAAGAACUGAGCCGUUGCUUUGUGAACAGCGCAUUAAACAUCCGCGGAGCGGAAAGCACCGAACGAUUCAAUCCGUUCGAAAUAGUGCGUCCGAAAGAGGGAGGGCUGAGUGAGGCGCCGUCCCGCGCAUUGCCCGUACCGGAACUGAGUGGGAUUGAGAAUCCUGCGCUGGAAAUGCCCACGUACGCAAUUGCCGUACCGUUCACGCCUUCACUGAAGCAUCGUAUUAAUUUCCAGGAGCUUGUCCCGAACGCUCUGACUCCAUGUCAAAUGUUGGCCAACAUGGUAGUAUGCAGUCCCGAUCCGGCGAAGAUGGGAUGCGCUGAGACGCAGAACAAGAACGCGACCGUUACGCUCGCCAAAAGACGUUCGCUUUCGGUUAUUAGCGAAGAAUCGGACAUCGGGGAGAAGCUGGACUGCUACCAGCUGGAGCUGGAGAACAGCAUCAAUGAGGCGAAGGCAAGAAAGCAACGGCCAGGUGGUGGUGACACGACCCCGUUCUCGUUCAGCGGCACAGGUCAUCGUCGUCGAUCGGUAAGACGCAGCUUGAUCGACAUGAAACACAUUAGCAAUCUUUCGCAGCGGCUCCAUGAGCUGGAAGACAAUGAGAACGAUUUUACAAGACUGGAAGAUGAUGAAAAGAUGCCUCCGGAUGCUGAAGAGGAAGAUAAGGAAAACAAACAGCCAGUGCAGGAAGUCGCUGUUGAGCAAACGAUCGAGAAAAAGGCUGAAAAUGAAACAUCCGCUGAGACUGAAGUACACUGCAACCAGAUGACGUUCACCAUUACCAAAGAGACGACGACCACGGUACGGGAAGAGAUACGCAUCGACGUGUCCAACCCGGACGUUCAGUUCGAGGAGGUUGAAGAUUUUGAAGACGAAGAGCAGGACGUUGAGCUGUUGAACAAUCCGGCACCGUUUCAGCGUGCGUAUCGCAAGAAGGAACCACUCGCGGAAAGACUCCCGGAAGAGACGGAAUCGGAUGGGUUCAAGCGUCCACUAGCUGCCGGUGGUUCACAGGCCGAUGGACCAGGAUCGCAAGAUAAUGCACCGAUUAAGUCACACAAAGUGCGUGACGUUAUUCGCCGGAGCUUCCGUCGACUGAUUCCCCGCGGCCAGUCGAACGAACCCAAGGACGAAGAAGAGAAGCAAGCUACACCGGCCGGAGAAAGUUAUGGAUUGAUUUCCAGCAUUCGGCACAGCUUAAGACGACGUCAGCCGAAGGCCAAGGCCGACGAAGAGGAUGGCAACAAGCAAAAUGUGGCGGAACCAUCUCCGUUGGAGAUGUCCAUCAUUGCUGAGCAACCGCGUGCAGUAUUCCGUCAACCGUCGCUGGAUCAGUACAAACCGAUCGCUGCUGCUACUGGCUCAAACGGAAGCGCCGGCACACUGCGAAACAGUCUACGCCGCUCGACGAAAGACAUUCGGAAGCAGAUGAUGAAAUCGGUGUUCCGUAAGCAAACCGGAGAUUUAGACGGUGAUCACCACCAUGGACAUCACGUGGGUGAAUAGGCUUAACACGCAGUAAGACUGAGAAAAAAGAAAAACAAAGAAGGAAGCUACCAUUUUUAUCUCUAUUAGGCACAGUUUACUGUAAGGUGCAGCUCAAAAUCCCAGUUCAAAUCCCGACACCAAAGUAGGAUUUAGGUCCACUCGCAGGAGUGCAAGUUCUCAAUCUAGAUAAUCCAAAUUUCCAAACUUUUGUUGGAAGCACCGUAUAUUCCUAUUUUUAUGUACUCAUUGUAUUCCCAAACUCAAAUGCACAAAAAUAUUUUUUUUUGCUUAAAUUAUUAUUAAGUUAUGCGUUUUUAGGGUAAGGGUGUUUAUGUACGAAGUCUUUUCUUUUGCAUUUUUACACGGCACAUUAUAAUUAUUUCAUGUUUUUUUUUUAUUAUUAUUAUCAUUAUUCGAAACAAUGUUACUAAUAAAUAAUGUAAAAGCAAA